GAGACAUGCUUCCUCUCCCCGCCUCUCGCCGCUCUCCGUCCAUGGCGCGUCUCCAGCUCUGAAACCACUUUGGCUCGGGACACCGGCGGCAGCGCUCCUUCCCUGCGCUUCGCACACAGACACACACUCGCGCACACAUUUGCAAAUGCAGCUUAUAGGAUUGGAGAAUAUCUACUGCCUGAUAGACAACGUUGAUGAGAAACCACGUUUUUUUUGUUUGUUUUUUCAGCCGUUUACGCGCAAAAGCCGCAAACUAAAGUGAUCUGCCACUGAUGGGCGAAGACAUGAGAAGAAAAAACACUAAAUAAAUCAACUAUUUGUCCACCCAACGACUAAAAGUGUGUCCGAGCCACUCAAUGAGCACAUCCAACACUCAGCAGCCCAUAAAUGCAAUACUAUCUUGACAAUGGAUGAUAUCAGAUGAGUAUUGACCUUUUUCUUCAUUUUCCCUCUUCUCCCUUAGUACCUUUUCCCUCUGUGUGUUUAUGACUGUAGGGAUCAUGUAGGACAACAUUGAUCUUUUCUCCUAUCACAGGAGCUCCACUGUAACUCGGGGUCACAUGCAUCUUGUUCAUUGCUCUGCUCUGCCUUCUGCCUGUAGCUUGUGUGUGGCAUUGGUUAAAACAGAGAAAGAAAAAGGAAGAAGCAUGGCUUGAUCAAUGGAAACCAGAGUGGCAAAGACAAGCUAGGCUUCCAAGUCCCCCUGGUGCUGCUACUGUUGCUCAGCCUUCAGUGGUUUCCCAGACUGAUCAUCAGCUUUUGCCAAUAAACAGCCUCACUCGGAGGAUCUGUGAACUCACUGAGGCGCCUUAAUAGAAAAAUCUUUGGCACUGUCACAUCCCUCAAUCACCUGCAUCCCAAAUCCCUCAGUCCCACCCUCAUCACUAAGUUCUAACCUCAUUUAUUGCUUUUAUUUUCCACAGAGGCAAUUACCUUUCUCACACCAUGCUCCAACACUCUUGCUGCCGGCUGUGUUGUCUCAGCAGCAGUGCCUGCGUUCAGUGAAUUUACAACUCAAACCUGCCCAAGGAGCGUGCACCACACAGUGUAAUCUUUGGUUGAUCCUGUCCCCCAGGCCUUUAUCCCUUGUAAGAAGUGUUAUUGUAUGAGGUAUACAAAGCCUGAGACCACGUGAAGCCUGCAGUCCCCUUCCAGCUGUUGACAGACUGUCUUUUAUUUCAGAUGUGAGUCCUGGCGCAGGAGGAGUUAUAAGCCAGGGAGGCAGGAGGACUUGAAAAUCAAAUUGCCCAAAUCUAUUGAAGCAUCUGUCUUCAUUCUCCAGAGGGCUGCAGGGUGUGGAGCAGAGGGGCUCUAGAAAGGAAAACAAAACCUGUCACUGAGGAAUUAUAUGAUGUGCCUUGGUCAGCCCGCUGUGUAUGGAUGUCUGGGCUGUGAAACUGACAGUUUUUUAAGUCACACAGAUGGAAAGAAGCUUCACAUUUCUCAUUAGCAGCAAUCAUUUCUACAUUUUUCUGUCUCGUGCUUCUUUACAGAGUUGCUUUGAGACAAGCAAACAACAGUUUACUUGUUUCUGUCAUCUUGUCUGUAAAUACCAGUUCAAGAAAGUUUCUUCCCCUGAUGAGUUCAUUCUCUGUGUUAGCUGUUUUUAGCCAUAUUCAAACAGAAUGGCUCAUGAUGACAGCUUGAUUUCUUUUCCCUUCACCCACAGAGUAAACGUCUUUGGUUUGGCGCUGUUUGUGAUUAAUGGAACAUCAAAAGCUCAGUGUGAUACAUUCCUGAGGAUAUGAGUCUGCCAGGGACACAUAAACAUCAUUAAUGAAGAAGACGCAAACUGGAGAGAGGCAGAGACACAGAAAGAGGGCGAGGAGGCAAAAGGAAGGAAACAUUUAUUUUUGUCAGUUAAAUGACAUAUUUUAACCUGUGGUUUAAACGAUGAUUGCCUCUGCAAAGCUGCUUUGAGUGAUGAAGAGAAAGUUGCACCCAGGGAUCUUGUAUGACUACCUACCAUCGGUUUGGUGCACAUGGGAGCGAAUGGGUGGCAACACCCUUUUUUUUCUAACUCCAUUUGAAAAAAUCAUAUCUUUCUUUGCUCUUUCAUGGCCAGUGGCAAAGAACUCGGAAGCAUACAAAGGAAACUUCUCAGCUCAUGAAGACAGCUAUAUUUAUCUGAGUAUGUAGCUCUCUUCUGGGCUUAGAGGCUUAAUUACCCAGCAGAGGGGGGAGCAAAAAUGAAAUGCAAUUAUGCAACAGUGUGCAGACUAACCCGAACACUGGAGCUGUUGUAGAUAGAAACAUCACUGCUACUAUUUCACAGUGAGGGUCAAACCUUUGCGUCACAUUUCUUUGCAGAAACUGGGGGUUUGUAAAGAAAAAAAAAAAUUCUGAACCUUUAAACUGUUUAUUCAAAGCAUUUAAGCUUCUUAUGUCAGAAAUGCUAAAAGGUGCCAUCUGUUUUCUUUCCUUGUGGAUGAAACAUUCCUUAGGAGCACAUAAAAAAAAAAAAGAAAUACUGCAUAUGUGCAAUCCAGAAAUAGUUUGACAUUUUGCUAAAUUGUCUACUUAGUUUUAAUGCUAAGAGAGUCAAGGUUAUAUUUUUUAGCAUGUAGUACAACAGCAUAUCAUAAUAUGCUAUUUCAUAUUUCCUGCACUGUCAGUCUCAUUUACUCUUUUUUAUUUUUUUUUUUUUUUUUACUUACAAGAACAUGCUGUCAAGGUUUCACGGUUGGAAACUCCAGACAGGAAAAGUUAUUUAUACUUAACCUUUUACUGCUCAAGUGCCCUUGAGCAAUAUUCCUAACUGCUCCAGUGAGAGCUGCUCAUAAGACCAGCAGAAGAAACCUACAGGCAUGAAUGUGUGGAAGCUGCACAUGCAUGAAGCAGGAAAACAGCAUCAAAAUGAAAUCUCAUUUUGUGUGUCUCUCUCUGCCUCCCUGUCGACCUCAGCGUGAAGGAUGUAGAGCCAGAGGUGGGGGAAGGAUGGAGUGCUCCUGGAAGACAGUGCUGCUGCUGGUAUGUGCAUCUCUUGGGGUCCAAUACACGGCCAUCCGGACCCUGAGGGACUCGCUGUCUGGACCUUGUCAGGGAGCCUACCGGUGCCGGAGCAGAUAUCAUGGAGAUUCCAGAUGGGCAGCCUUGUGUGAUGACAACUGGAUGCCGACAGAGUUGCCUCGGAAACACAUCCUGCUGUUUGCCACCACACGCAGUGGCUCGUCCUUCACAGGGCAGCUUCUUAACCAACAUCCUGGGAUCUUUUACGUGUUUGAACCUCUCUAUCACGUCCAACAGGCUUUUACCAACUCCAGCAGCAGACUGCGACGUACCUUGGACCGCCGGGCUCUGCUGGGAGCAUACAGAGACCUCCUCCUCAAUCUGUACACUUGUGAUCUUCACUUCAUGGAAAAUUACAUCCGUCCUGAGCCCCAGGAACACAUCACAAGCUCUUUUUUCCGACGGAGCUCCAGCCACGCCCUAUGUUCUCCUCCCGUGUGCGUGGAAGGGGUGGCUGCCACAGCCGCUGAUCCGCCUGAUGAAACAUGGUGUCCUAAGAAGUGUGGAGCACUAAACCUGACUUUAGCCUCUAUGUCAUGUCUGUCAAAGAGGCAUGUUGCCAUAAAAACCGUGCGGAUUCCCGAGGUAGGAGACCUGCGCACUCUGACAGAAGAUCCACGCCUGGACCUGAAGAUCAUCCAUCUGGUGAGAGACCCCAGAGCCAUCCUGGCCUCACGCAUGAUGGCGUUUUCUGAUCAGUUUCGUGCUUGGAAAAUAUGGAACGCGACUGGGCGGCAGCCUCGAUUCGUAGACCUGUCACAGAUCACCAGCACGUGUAAGGACAUGAUGGCUUCUGCAGAAACAGGUCUGCAGAAACCAGCAUGGCUGCGUGGACGCUACUUGCUAGUGAGGUAUGAAGACUUGGCUUUCAACCCAAAUGCCAAAACAAACGAGGUCUACCAGUUUGUGGGGCUGGAGAUGGAAGAGAGGGUGAGGAUGUGGAUUGCAAAGAACACCGACAGUAAUGUGUCCUCUCUCUCUGAGUGGAAUUACAGAUACUCCACCAGCAGAAACUCCAGAGCAACAGCUGAGAACUGGAGGCUUCAUCUUGGUUUUGACAUUGUGAGGACGGUUCAGAGUCUGUGUAAUGACACUCUGGCUCUGCUCGGAUACAAGCAGGUUCAUUCUGCAGCUGAUCUCCGAAACUUGUCACAUUCUUUAGUGGAGCACAGGACAUUUCAGCCUGUCACGUGAUGGUUUUAUUAAUGGUUCAAAAAGAAGAAAAUAACUUAUUUAUUUAUGCAUAAAUACUGAGCCACUGAGUUGAGUGAAUGUAACUUAUCUUGAUUUUGCAUAAUGGCUGGAGUAAUUUAAUGUCAGUGGAAGAUUUUGUUGCAUAAUAAAGGAUCAUGUGGUGCAAAGAAACAUUAGGAUGCUUUAAGAUAAAGCCAGAACUGUUUUAGUAAAGACCACCUACACUGAGUCCAAGUCAAGUCCAAAUCAACAGAGACUAACAGAUUAUGCUUAAAUUUAUGUACUUUGAGAGGAGGUCAAGGCCGAGUCAAAAUCAGGCCAAAGAAAAACUACAUAAGUUUAAGUAAAAUCUUUUUCCAGACUUAAAAUGUUAAGAUCAGCUCAGCAUGGGUACCAUGGGUCCAUGCAGCAGUCAUCAGGCUCAUUUUCUGAUUCCAAACUUUUAGAAUAACAAAAAACUGUGAAACUGUUUGAGGACUUUGUUCUGUUUUGUUUUUGUCCAGAUGUGCUCCCAGUUCCACCAAGAUGGCGGUAAACUGCUAUCCGAUGAUUGGACCUGUCUAAUCUGACCAAGAGUUUCUUUUGUGGUCUUACGUGGCUUCUAUAUUAUACUUAUCCUUCUAUGUUAAGCGAUUCAAAUGCCUCACAACUCUACCAACGAAGAGCACAGGACUGUGUAUACCUGCACAGCGGUCUGAAUCAUGUUAACAUCCGA
Molecule: messenger RNA, 4918 nt
Organism: Melanotaenia boesemani (Boeseman's rainbowfish)
Lineage: Eukaryota; Metazoa; Chordata; Actinopteri; Atheriniformes; Melanotaeniidae
Exons: 3
Coding region: 2812-4203 (463 amino acids)
Biological process (GO): keratan sulfate proteoglycan metabolic process; N-acetylglucosamine metabolic process
Molecular function (GO): keratan sulfotransferase activity; N-acetylglucosamine 6-O-sulfotransferase activity
Source: RefSeq, a predicted model, not a curated record